AGGUGGUGGCGCAUGCGCCCUGCCCUGGGGGCCCCCGGGGCUCGGCCCGUCCGCGUCGCCCUCAGGGUGGGGGGACCGCGGUGGCGGAGCCGGGGCUCCGCUCGCUCCCCGGGGGCGCGCGGUCCAUUUGGCCCCGGCCCCGCCCUCCGGCUCCGCCCCGCCCCGUCCCGCCCCGUCCCGCCGUCGCUGUGCCGACGGCAUCCUGCCGCCGCGUUCAGCGCCUCGCCGCCCCCUUCCCGGGGGGUUCCGCCAUGGCAAUGACAGGCCCAACACCGUGCUCAUCCAUGAGCAAUCAUACCAAGGAGCGAGUUACAAUGACAAAGGUGACAUUAGAAAACUUCUAUAGCAAUCUCAUCGCACAGCAUGAAGAACGGGAGAUGAGACAAAAGAAGCUAGAACAAAUGAUGGAAGAAGAAGGCUUAAAAGACGAAGAGAAGAGAAUCAGGAGGUCAGCACAUGCACAAAAAGAAACAGAAUUUCUUCGUCUGAAGAGAACAAGGCUUGGUUUGGAAGACUUUGAAUCUUUAAAAGUAAUAGGCAGAGGAGCAUUUGGAGAGGUGCGACUUGUCCAGAAGAAAGAUACGGGGCAUGUUUAUGCAAUGAAAAUACUCCGUAAAGCUGACAUGCUUGAAAAAGAGCAGGUUGGCCAUAUUCGUGCAGAGCGGGACAUUCUAGUGGAGGCAGACAGUUUGUGGGUUGUGAAAAUGUUCUAUAGCUUUCAGGAUAAGCUAAACCUCUACCUUAUUAUGGAGUUCCUGCCUGGAGGUGAUAUGAUGACGUUGUUGAUGAAAAAAGACACACUAACAGAAGAAGAGACACAGUUCUAUAUAGCUGAGACUGUGCUAGCCAUUGAUUCUAUUCAUCAAUUGGGUUUUAUCCAUCGAGAUAUCAAACCAGACAACCUUCUUCUGGAUAGCAAGGGCCACGUGAAACUUUCAGAUUUUGGUCUGUGCACUGGACUAAAGAAAGCACACAGAACAGAGUUUUAUAGAAACUUGAACCAUAGUCUUCCUAGUGACUUCACUUUCCAGAACAUGAAUUCCAAACGGAAAGCAGAAACAUGGAAGAGAAAUAGACGGCAGUUGGCUUUUUCUACUGUGGGAACUCCAGAUUACAUUGCUCCUGAAGUUUUCAUGCAGACAGGCUACAACAAGCUUUGUGACUGGUGGUCACUUGGGGUCAUCAUGUAUGAGAUGUUGAUUGGUUAUCCACCUUUCUGUUCUGAGACUCCUCAAGAAACGUACAAGAAAGUAAUGAAUUGGAAAGAGACGCUCACAUUUCCUCCAGAGGUUCCAAUAUCUGAUAAAGCAAAGGAUCUUAUUUUAAGAUUUUGCUGUGAAUGGGAGCACAGAAUUGGUGCAUCUGGUGUGGAGGAAAUAAAGAGUAACCCAUUCUUUGAAGGGGUUGACUGGGAGCAUAUAAGGGAAAGACCUGCUGCGAUUUCAAUAGAGAUUAAAAGCAUUGAUGAUACCUCAAACUUUGACGAAUUUCCAGAAUCUGAUAUCCUUAAACCAACAGUGGCAACAAUUAACCAUCCAGAUACUGACUACAAGAACAAAGACUGGGUUUUUAUCAAUUAUACAUACAAGCGUUUUGAGGGCCUGACAGCCCGAGGAGCAAUACCAUCCUAUAUGAAAACAGGAAAGUAAUUUACCUUUACCUAGGACAACUUCUGAACUGUGGAAUUUUGUUUCUGUACCUUGGUUGUUUUUUUUGUUUUGUUCUGUUUUGUUUUGUUUUUGUUUUUGUUUUUUACUCAUAAAAGAACUUUUUAUCUUUUUUAUUAUUAUCAUUUUCUUAAAGAAAACUUGAGGGCUAUCACCUUUUGGAGAAGACUUCAAGACCCUCUUUUGUUACACACUUUGGCUGUUACUAAGGAUUUGUUCUUCUGCACCAUUGAAAACUUCCACAAAAUGUCAUCUCUGCUGCAAGCAUGUUCUGCUGCUUCAGGAGCAAGAGUUUUGAGUUUUCCUUUUAAAUUCUUUGCCAGACUGUGCAGUCCAUCAGGAGAUCUAAGCAGGCCUUCACUUUGACAUCGCAAAGCAUGUGACAUCACAUUAUAUGGAUGAUUUUGCUAGUUCUGCAUUAAGUAACAUAUUCAAUCUGACAGUUCUACCAGCACUGUUUUCCUGGUGGACUUCAGUAUAAUGGAAAUAAAGCAAUAAUUACAGCUUGAGGUAGACAACUCUCCGGUAAACUAUCUAGUGGAAAGAUACAACAUAUAUUGCCUUAACUUUAGUUUGUAAUACUGUUUUUUUAUGAUGCUACGUGAAAUCCUCUUCAAUAGCGUUUCUUAAUUUUGUCGCAGUGGCCUCAAGUUGCAGUGCACUUUACUUUUGGUACUACUUUUUGGACCCUCAAGGUAUUCAAUAUUUUUCUAAAUUAAAAAAAUUGUGCAACACUUUUUUCUCCUAUACAGUAGUAAUAGAAAUGGGCCACUUCCUCCACCAAGCACCAGCAGUUUUCAGUUGUUGUAUGAAAAGAUGGAUCUAUAAGCAAUGCAGAUAAUGAAGACUACAGCUAAUAACACAAGUGGAUCUGGAAUAAGGGCAGAGAAAAGGGAGAAUUCAUUUAACCAGAUCAUUGGUAGUAGGCAUGCUGGGUACAGUCGGGUCAGCCAUGAGGUUUCUGGAUCCUGAUGCUGCCAACUUUUGGCCACUUUUAAGAUUGGCAUCUUCAUCUUUUUUAGACAAUACUGUCUUCUGUGGCCUUUUUGCUCUUGGUUUUGAGCAAAACAGUAUUAAAUUAUUCCACAAGUCUUGCUGACCAAAGCCUCCUUGAUUUCCUUUAGAACUCCUUGAGAACUCGUCUUGCUGUCAUGACUGAACCAGCUGUCCUUUGUAGUCCUCUGAGACAGUGCCUCAUGGGGUCAGCUUUGGAGUGGUGGGACCCCUAUGUUCUUUGAAUUUUGUCUAAUGUAACUUAUAAAGGUACAUUCAGUUAUGAUCAGAAUGCUCUCCAGGAGAGCCCCAAGGUGUCUUUCCUUGCCUAAAUAUCUCUGAGAACAUCGCUGCAUUUUGAGAGGGAGGAUUCUGCCUCAGCUGAGCUUUUUAUAAUGUUGAUUAAUUUUUAUAAUAAUUUAUAAUCAUGAGCAUCCAUCUUGUAGUUGCCACCUGCCACUGGAACUGCAGAGUUAUUAAUCUUUGGGCCUGCCUGGUACUAGUCUUUAAUUUGCAAUUAUAAGUUUUUAAAACUUUAAGGUUUCUAAAACCUCAAAUUUCUUGUGUUUAUCAAUUUGAACUAAGAUUGUUGAAAACUUUUAUUGGUGCUGAACACUAAUGGCAUAGCACAGACAGAAAAGCUGUUUAGAGACAAAACAAAGCUGGAGCAGUAGUAAUAGUAAUUCAUAGUAAUAGGAAGGCUUUCAGUUAUGUUUAGUCCUAACUUUCUAGAUUAGGAAAUUAAAGAAAAUAGGGUCUCUUUUUUUUUUUUUUUGGUGCUUUUAGGGAAUUUUCACCUAGAUGUCUUGAAUUGAGUGCCAUCAUGAAGGACUGAGUCGGGGGGGACAGAAAGCACUGUAUAUAGCUAAGAUGGAGUGAUAACUCAUUAGCAUCAUCUCCCUAACCAUCUCCUUGUGCUUAGUGUGUCCUAGGAGUUAAAUGAAUUGCUAUAAUUAGAUAGAUACCCCAUAGAUCCUAAAAAGCUGAACUUGCAAGAAUAGCCUUAAUAGAAGUACGAGGAAUACUGUAGUCAGUAGGAAUUACUCAUAUGAAUAAGGGCUAACUGAGGUAAUGAUUUAUAGGAUCAGGUUUUUUAUCAACUUGUCAGUAAUACUCCACUCUACCCUCUUUAUCUUUUAUGAGGGCUGAUAGCUACUUCUCAAACUGUUCUCUCUCCCUAUCCUGCAGUGUCUUUUAACCAUUGGAAACUGUUGCUUUAUAAACCACUGGAAAAUUGAGAGGUAUUAAUAUUGAAAUGCUUAAAAAAAAAAAAAAAAAAGCUUAGUUACUGCCUGAAAAAUUAACAAAGCAAAAUCUUUUAAAAUUGCUGUGGAUUAGGAGUAAAUGAUUUUGAGACAGUAGCUGCAUUAUAGCCCUUUAGUAAAGGGACUGGAAUUUUUAUUUAUAAAUACCAAAGAUAAGAUAAACUAUACAAUUAUAAGUUGUGAUAAUGCGCUGUGAAAGCCUUUAUAGUAAUAUGUAUUUUGCAUUUUUAGUGUAUAUGUUUUAGGGUCUUCUGAAACCUCAGAUUGUUCACUUUUUUUGAGGUAAAGGUGAAGUUUUUUAGAAGUGCAAGCAACAGUAGGGUACCUCAUUCCCGUGUCUUUCAGUAGGAGUUGGAUGUCUGCAUAUAAUCCUCUGAAAGCCUUGGACAUCACUUUACAGUGGUAGGUUUUGUAUCUCAGUUGCGUCAUAAGCCUGCUUCCUAUUAACAGGCAUUUACCAACAACCUGUUGUUUCCAGGAUCCUUAUUUCACUGCUAACAGAUCAAGAUUUUUGUAUACCUCUUCCCUCACCAAUGUGUUAGCCAAACAUUUUUAUUAGCUGCUGGCUCGUGUAUCGAUGCAUAUUGUCUUAUGUAUCUUUUAGAUCUUUUUUUAAGAUGCAAGCAGGGUUUAUUUUUGUCUUUUUUUUUUUUUUUUUUUUUUCAGCUAGACUUCUAGGAAUUAUUCUAAUCUGGAUUUCCAAUGAAUCAGAACUUGAGUUUUGAUGCCAGUUCACCUUUGUAUCAUGCCUAACACAAAACUGCACUAAGUGUUUCUUAUCACUGUGCCCUGAUUCUGCCUUAACCCUAUAAUUUGAAAAAGUGUUUUGCAAAUAUUUAAAAACUGUUACCAAAUUGCACUGUAAGACUUGGCAGAUGUAUUGUGUGAUGUUGGAGGAGCCAACUUUUUAUGGAACAAUCUCUAUGUUGUAGUAUGUAAAUAAAAUCCUCUUAGUAAACAAAA
Anas platyrhynchos (mallard) is the source of this 4888-nucleotide messenger RNA. It is a transcript of the gene STK38, whose product is annotated as serine/threonine kinase 38. Gene Ontology annotation, molecular function: ATP binding; protein serine/threonine kinase activity. Lineage: Eukaryota; Metazoa; Chordata; Aves; Anseriformes; Anatidae. Gene Ontology annotation, biological process: protein phosphorylation. The record is from RefSeq and is a predicted model, not a curated record.